Molecule: messenger RNA, 1918 nt
Organism: Mauremys mutica (yellowpond turtle)
Lineage: Eukaryota; Metazoa; Chordata; Testudines; Geoemydidae
Product: butyrophilin subfamily 1 member A1-like
Exons: 9
Coding region: 213-1649 (478 amino acids)
Molecular function (GO): protein binding
Source: RefSeq, a predicted model, not a curated record
CUAAGGCUGCAAGAGGAGAGCCCCGGUCUCUGUUUGCAAUAUAAAUAUUUCUUUUCCAAAGGGCGAGGAAAAGCUGAGAGCUGCAGCUAUGUGGUAGCCCGGGAAUUAGCCCUGCAACGUGAUAAACUGAAACAGUCACAAUGUAAAUCAUCGCGACAAAACGCGUGGAGUUUGAUCACACCCUGAGAUUGGUCCUUCUGAGCAGUUUUACAAUGAGUAACAGUGAGAUGAAAGUUCUCUCAGUCUGCCGCAGCUCCAGAGCGAGAUCCCUUCUACCUGAUUUUAUCAUUUUCUUCAUUACGUUUUAUGUUCACAAGCUGGAAUCAGCCCGGUUCACCGUGACUGGACCUGAUCAUCCUAUCACUGCCAUCAUGGGGGAAGACAUUAUUUUACCCUGUCACCUGUCCCCCAAGAUGAGUGCUGAGAACAUGGAAGUGAGAUGGUUCCGAUCUGAGUUCACUUCAUUUGUGCACCUCUAUCAGCAUGGAAAGGAUGAGUAUGGGCAGCAGAUGCCAGAAUAUCAUGGAAGGACAGAGCUUUUGAAAGCUGGCAUCGUGGAUGGGAAUGUUGCCUUGGGAAUUGUCAAUAUCAGACUUUCUGAUGAGGGACAGUACCGCUGUUUUGUUCAAGAUGGUGUCUUUCAUGAAGAAGCUGUAUUGGAAUUGAAGGUAGCAGCUUCAGGCUCUGCACCUCACAUCUCUGUUGAGGGUCACCAGGAUGGAGGGAUCCGAGUUGUGUGUCAGUCGACUGGAUGGUACCCGGAGCCCGAGGUGCUGUGGAGAAAUCUCAAAGGGCAGCCUUUGUCUUCAUCAACUAAAACCAAAUCUGAAGAGGAACAUGGUCUCUUUGAAAUAAAAAAUUCUAUCAUUAUAACAGAAAAUUCAAACAAGAAUUUGUCCUGUGCUAUAAGGAACACACACCUGAACCAAGAAAAAGAAUCAAUAACAUUUUAUAUAUCAGAUUCUUUUUUCCCAAGAGUAUCUCCCUGGAUGGUGGGUUGGAGCGUGACUUUGGUGAUUUUGUUGGUGUUCAUCGGCCUUACUCUUUUUCUGUUCAAAUUAAAAGGGAAACAUCUCAACAUUAUCAGUAAACUUCAAACAGAGCUAGAGUGGAGGAGAUCCCUGGGUGAUGCAGCGAAUGUGACUCUGGAUCCAGACACGGCUCAUCCAGAACUUGUCCUGUCUGAGGAUCGGAAAAGUGUGAGAUGGGGAGACACACGGCAGCGACUGCCCAACAAACCUGAGAGAUUUGACACUGAUUUCUGUGUGCUGGGCUGUGAGGGAUUCACCUCAGGGAGACAUUACUGGGAGGUGGAGGUGGGAGUUGGGCAACUCUGGGCCAUAGGGGUGGCCAGAGAGUCUGUGAAGAGGAAGGGAGCAAUCAGCCGUAGCCCUGAGGAGGGGAUCUGGGCUGUGGAUCAGAGGCAUGGCCAGUACCAGGCUCUCACUGCCUCUGUGACUCCCCUGCUCCUGAGCCGGGCCCCCAGCAGGAUCCGGGUUUGUCUGGACUGUGAACGGGGGCAGGUGACAUUUAUCAAUGCUGGUGACGAGGCCCCGAUCUUCACUUUCCCGCCAGGCUCUCUCCCUGGGGAGAGAAUCCGCCCUUGGCUCUGGCUGGGGAUGGAAAGCCAGCUCAAACUGUGUCCCUGAGAGAUGGGGGAUGUAUCCCACUGGGGACCCUGAAAUCAGCCUGUCUAGUCUCAUACACCGCAGUCUCUAUGAUCUUGGCAUCAUCCAGUCCACCCAGUCCUAUGGCCUCUUAAUUCUAUGUCCCCUGGAAACUCCUCUCCCGUCCCUCCCUGCAGCACAGAGAUUUAUAAAAAGUCACUGAAGGUGCGACUGUCACUCAUUCAUUUCAUAUGUUACUUCCUCAACUUUGUUGCCAUUUCAGUGUCAUUAAAAAAACUAUUCCCCAAAAC